GCUCAGCAAAUCCCUCCAUCCAAACAGAGUGCUAGAGAAACUGGGGGAAAGCGAGAGAAUAUCUAGGGUGAGAAGAGGAGAGAGAAAGAGAGGGGGGACGGGAGACCUUGGAGUUUCAGUUCACCUUGGAGUUUCCGACUUCCUCUGUUUCUCAACCGCUCAGGAACUUCUUCCAGUCACUGUGAUUAGUUCAUCAAGCUGUGCUCAAGUGCUUUUUUACAGAGCUAUCAUGAGCCUUGGUGGCCCUUCCGUGGGUUCUGAUGGGGGAAGUGCUAGAAGGGCAUUUGAGUUUGGGGGGACCCAUGUGGUCAGGCCCAAAGGCAGACACCAGGCCACUAUAGUCUGGUUGCACGGCCUUGGCGAUAAUGGUGCCAGCUGGUCCCAACUCCUGGAGACGCUCCCUCUUCCAAAUAUUAAAUGGAUUUGCCCAACUGCUCCUUCUCAACCAAUAUCUUUGUUUGGUGGUUUUCCUUCUACUGCUUGGUUUGACGUAAAUGACCUUUCGGAAAAUGCUCACGAUGAUUUAGAGGGUUUGGAUGCAACAGCAGCACAUGUUGCAAGUCUGUUAUCCACAGAGCCCACUGACAUUAAGCUUGCAGUUGGAGGUUUUAGUAUGGGUGCAGCAACAGCCCUCUAUUCUGCAACUUGCUUUGCUCUUGGGAAGUAUGAGAAUGGCAGCCCAUACCCAGCCAAUUUAAGUGCCGCUGUUGGACUAAGUGGCUGGCUUCCAUGUGCAAAGAACUUGAGUAGUAGGAUAGAAGGGAAAGAUGAAGCUACAAGACGGGCUGCAUCCUUGCCUAUUAUGGUUUGUCAUGGUAGAGGUGAUGACGUGGUUCGUUUUAAAUUUGGUGAAAAAUCCUCACAAGCCUUGAGUUCAGCUGGAUUUCAAGACGUGACAUUCAAAGCCUACAAUGGGCUUGGCCAUUACACAAUUCCUGAAGAGAUGGAUGAGUUAUGUUCUUGGCUAACUUCGAAGCUGGGUCUCGAAGGGCAUUGAGAAAUUGUCAGAACGUCUAGCCUUUGGAUAAUUAUUGGAAAGGGGACAACUAUCUGGAUGUGAGAGAUAUAUGGUACAUUGACAUUUCACUAAUUUUUUUUAAUGCUUUUCAUGUUUGGUUUGUUGGCAUCUCUAUAGACCUUUGGAGUCUAUGAAUGUUUAUGAUCUCAUCCAUUAAGAUGCACUUCUAGUAUUCAAUCUGAAAGCAAAUUGCUUAAUUAGGCAUUUUCAUGUGCUACAUCAAUGAGUAUUUGGAAGUUACUCGUUUGCUUCAAAUUAUCUC
Messenger RNA from Camellia sinensis, 1280 nucleotides. RefSeq lists its product as uncharacterized. The record is from RefSeq and is a predicted model, not a curated record. Gene Ontology annotation, molecular function: hydrolase activity. Lineage: Eukaryota; Viridiplantae; Streptophyta; Magnoliopsida; Ericales; Theaceae.